AUGAGCGAAGCCACGAGUAUUAGAAGACCAGUGGAAAUCCCAGAGUUCAAAGAGGUCAUAAGCGAUCUUCCAGAUCAACAAUUGUCUAAAAUUCGGGCCGAACUAGAAAAUAGUGUGAAACAUCUGGAUCGCUCAAAUCUGCGUCUCAAGAAAUACAUAGCGAAGAUUGAGGGCAAACGGGAAGACACCCCGGACGGUGUAGACGAAGAAGAGCUCGACAAGAUCGACGCCAACGAUCUACAGUUGUUCGAGGACUCUUACCACGAAAACGAAAUAGUGCUGAAAAACCACUACGAAAGAAUCGAGGCGCUUAACCAGGAAGAGUCUUACCGUGCCAGUGGAUCCAAGGAACCUCCAACGGCAGACGCCCAGAAGAAGGCCAAAAUCAGAGCCGCAUCUUUCGACACCGACAACACCAAUGGUGAUGCCAAUGCCGUGAACAGUGUAUACUUGUGA
This is a messenger RNA of Lachancea lanzarotensis, 456 nucleotides long. It is a transcript of the gene TMA17, whose product is annotated as LALA0S03e03796g1_1. The transcript has a single exon. Bases 1 to 456 code for a protein of 151 amino acids. NCBI's taxonomy places the organism in Eukaryota, Fungi, Ascomycota, Saccharomycetes, Saccharomycetales, Saccharomycetaceae. The record is from RefSeq and is a predicted model, not a curated record. Gene Ontology annotation, biological process: proteasome regulatory particle assembly. Gene Ontology annotation, molecular function: protein-macromolecule adaptor activity.